Aspergillus vadensis CBS 113365 is the source of this 979-nucleotide messenger RNA. RefSeq lists its product as uncharacterized. The transcript is spliced from 2 exons. The record is from RefSeq and is a predicted model, not a curated record. Lineage: Eukaryota; Fungi; Ascomycota; Eurotiomycetes; Eurotiales; Aspergillaceae. The coding region runs from base 350 to 853 and encodes 167 amino acids.
GCCUGUCAGGCAUGAGACUAGCUAAACAUGUCAGGAAUAAUGCUAUAAGCGCUCUUGAGACCUUUCAAGAAAAUCACUUCACUCUUAGCGCUGCUUUCGGCAUUUCCAAGUUACGAUUCAUCACGGAUUGUUUCGAGAUAGUACUUAACAGACAGAUGCCACUGCAAGCUACUAUCCAUAUAGUCCACCAGGGUCUUUUACUUAGAAUAUCCAUCCUUUCAACAUACAGCGAUGAUCACCCCUUCAUGCUCACCGUGACACGUGAUCGACUCGUCAUCUUGCAAAAGUCCUCGUCUAUCCGUCAUCUACGCGCUUCAUUGUUUCUUGCCAUCACAACUAAAAGCCUAGUAUGGAUAAGCAACUAAUAUACGAGAGGAAACGUCGCCGACAGAAGCUGAACAAUAUUUAUGGACAGCUUAGCGAACUUGAUCUUCGGUUGUUACCCACCCAUCUCAAGCAGGUCAAGAUCAAUCACACAGAACUGUCACUUGAUGCCAGUAAUCCCCCCUAUUACUUCUCCUCUUACCUGUAUUCCAUCGAAGAACCCGAGUAUGAAUAUCCAGAAGAUGCGGAAGACUGGCCGAAAUUCGACGGAUGCCAAUACAAGAAUGCAGAACACCUCGCCAUUUGUCUGAACCGAUUUUUCUGCCGUUGCGAGAUGCCACAAGCAGACACUCACCCACCUCGCUUUGGAAUGACCUCUUGGGGAAACUUCAAUUUUCAAGACUUGGGCUGCGUAACUUUGGGCUCCCAGUGGCAGGUUAAAUCAGUUUGGUACGAUACCAACACUGAAGCCCCUCAUAUCGUGGCUCUCAUGUGGACAGAACAAGGAGCUUUGCCGCAGCGAUGUUGACGCCGCGAUUGUGAUCAUGCACGGACGCUUGCGAGAUCCAUCGCUCCGACCUCAUGCUAUUGCCCCUGUAAGCCUUUAGCUACCCCUAUUAUUCAGGUAAGCGUGAAACGCUAACCACUCUUGCAG